Diospyros lotus (date-plum) is the source of this 1703-nucleotide messenger RNA. RefSeq lists its product as uncharacterized. Bases 111 to 1052 code for a protein of 313 amino acids. Lineage: Eukaryota; Viridiplantae; Streptophyta; Magnoliopsida; Ericales; Ebenaceae. Gene Ontology annotation, cellular component: chloroplast. The transcript is spliced from 5 exons. The record is from RefSeq and is a predicted model, not a curated record.
GUUUGGUUGGGCACUCGGCACGUGGCACUCGGUACUCGGCACUUGGCAGCCUCAAUCUCAGCUCUGCCUGCUUCAAAUUUAUUAGCAGAACUUGACGCCGUCGCCCCGGCAUGACCACCGCUAUACCAGUAGCGUUGUCUGCAGCCGCCUUCUCGGCUGCUCCUAAACCAGCAACUUCCCCUUCCAAAUUCAAACCCAAAUCCCCCUCGCCCCGUGGGAGAAUUCUUAUUUCUCUCCCCCAUCGUGCCGGUAGUUUGCAUGGGUCGUCUCCCAUCGGGAAUGGACCGCCUUCUUCCUUCAAAUCCCUGGCCCUCGGAGAAGGCUCCGGGAGUUCGUCUCCGGACCAGACAGUGGUAUAUGAAGGAGCAUAUGGCCCUUGGAGUGUCGAAUCGUCCGACGUUCGAGAGGUGAUCUUAUAUAGGUCAGGUUUGGUCACUGCUGCUGCAUCAUUUGUUAUUGCUGCUUCUACAGCCUUUCUUCCUGAUGACUCUUCGUUGAGUGGCUUAAUAAAAAACAAUCUGGAUUGGCUUUAUGCCUUUGGAGCCGGUGGGCUAGGCUUAUCAUUGUUGUUGAUUCACAUCUAUGUAACAGAGAUUAAGCGCACUCUUCAAGCAUUAUGGGCACUUGGUGUUUUAGGGUCCUCAGCAACAUAUAUAAGCCUUGCUCAACCAGCUGGUGAGAACUUGAUACAAUAUGUUGUUGACAACCCAACAGCUGUCUGGUUUGUUGGCCCGCUCUUUGCAGCAUUGACAGGACUUGUCUUCAAGGAAGGUCUCUGCUAUGGGAAGUUGGAAGCUGGUAUCCUGACAUUUGUCAUUCCUUCUGUCCUUCUUGGACACCUGAGUGGUCUAAUGGAUAACGGAGUAAAGACAACUCUACUGGGUCUUUGGAUGGCACUGUUCAUAAUUUUUGCCGGGAGAAAAUUCACUCAGCCUGUUAAGGAUGAUAUUGGAGACAAGUCUGUUUUCAUGUUCAAUGCUUUGCCUGACGAGCAAAAGGCAGCCUUAAUUGAGAAACUCGAGCAACAAAAAUUCAGUCAGAAGCUUAAUUAGGCAGGACUUCACACGAAUGCAUUUUCUGUCUUGAGGAGGAUUUUCAGUGCAGAUAAUGUUGUCCGGGGCUUGCUUAGGUUGGGAUCAUUUGUAAGUUUGUUUGAACACAUGCCAUCCUUGUGUCGCGUAUGAAUACCAACGCAUCCACAGUGCCAGCCAUGGUUAGGGUGAACAUCCGACAAGUUGAUGCACAAUUAAUUGUAAAAACUUUUAAUUUCUUGCUGUAUUCAGGAUGCUCGCAUCGCGGACAAAGAGUAGAUUGAGUUGAGAGGAGGAGGAGGAUGAAGGACAGGUAGUUCUAGAUAUGAAGAAGCAAAAUAAAGAAUGCUAUGAUAGAAAGAGAACAGAGGGGGCAAAGAAGAUGGGCAUGCUGCUUUUGUAAAUGGAUUGCAUGUCUAUUUUUCAGCAGCCAGAUAUGGGUGCAGAUAGAGAUCACUGACUAGUUCAAUAUAUAUGUAAUUGACCUUAAGAGGCUUGAUAGGUGCUUGAUAUGAUUAUGUUGGUUUUGAUUAUAGAAUCAUCUGUCCAAUUUCCUGCCUAAUGUCAUCCCUGGGGAAAUUGUUUUUCCUCCAAGUAAAUGGCCCAAAAAAUAAAAUACUAUUUUUACUUAAUGUUGCAUCUUCACAUCACAAUAAUAAAAUAUUAAUUCAA